AUGAUCCUUUCACUAUCUCCUGUUCUCCCUGCUCUUCGUCGGCCCAUCUCUGAUUCAUCCUCGAGAUUACUUCGUCGGCAUUUGCAAUCACCAGCCAAGAGCGUGCUACAAGAAUUGGAUGAGAGGGGCUUUAUUGCUGCACUAACGAGUCCCAAAUUGCAUAAACAUGUCGAAUCUCCUACUACGAUAUAUGCCGGAGUAGAUCCUUCAGCAUCUUCUUUACAUGUCGGUAAUUUGCUACCUCUGCUUGGCUUACUUCAUUUUCAAGCAAAAGGUCAUCAAUCGAUAUGUCUGAUUGGAGGAGCGACGGGAUCUAUUGGAGAUCCAUCAGGUAGAUCAACGGAACGUAAUUCAUUAUCAUCAGAAGAAUUAGCUGUGAACGUAAAAGAAAUAACAGAUCAAGUACAUCGAUUCUUUUCUACUGGAUCAGAAUACCUUCGCAAAAGAGGUAUAGCUACGAUUUCGAAUAGCAAAGGGAAAGAGAAAGAGAAAGAGAAAGAGAAAGAGAAAGAGAAAGAGAAAGAAGAACAAGUUGAUUUCGGAGUAAAAGUCGUAGAUAAUUAUGAAUGGACAAGAAACGUUUCAUUAUUAGAUUUCUUGAGAGGUACAGGUAAAUUAGCAAGAGUCGGCGUGAUGCUCUCUAGGGAUAGUGUGAAAAAUCGACUCUCAUCCGAUUCAGGUAUUUCAUACACGGAAUUCACCUAUCAACUAUUGCAAGCAUUUGAUUUUUCACAUCUAUGGUCUAAAUAUAAUUGUAGAAUACAAUUAGGUGGAAGUGAUCAAUGGGGAAAUAUAGUUUCUGGAAUUGACUUAAUAAAACGAUCACAAUCACAAUUACACUUACGAAUCCACGAUGUAAUCAAAGGGGAAACCGGAGUCGAGAUAACGGAGAGUGGGAGUGAAGGAGAGACGGAAGUUGAAGCUUACGGUAUCACGAUACCCCUCUUAACGACCAGUACAGGUGAAAAAUUCGGUAAAUCUGCUGGAAACGCAGUUUGGUUAGAUGAAAAUAGGACUAGUCCAAGUGAAUUUUAUCAGUUCUUCCUAAGAACAGCGGAUGAAGACGUUGCCAGAUAUCUCAAAUUAUUCACUUUCUUGCCGACUGAGAAGAUUGAGCAGGUAUUGGCUGAUCAUGCUGAAUCGAAAUCACAAAGAAAAGCUCAGAAAAUAUUAGCUUCGGAAGUGACUGAACUAGUACAUGGAUCCUCCGGAGUAUCCAAAGCACUUUUAUCAUCCCAAUUACUCUAUUCAACUUCGAGGGAAAACAUAAAAGCCGAUCAAGUACUGGAAGCUUUUAAAGGUGAUAAUCGAUUUCAUAAAAUAUCAUUCUCUGAAAUAUCACACAAACCGAUAUCAAAACUGGUUGUACUAUAUGGUCUUUGUCAGAGUAGAGGUGAAGCUAGUAGAUUGAUCAAUUCAGGUGGAAUCACUUUUAAUGAUAGGAAAAUCAAUGAUCCAAGGGAUGAAAUCAAAAGAUCACAUUUGAUAGAUGGUAAAAUCGCUAUUUUGAGAAUCGGUAUCAAGAAACAAGUCAUCUUUUAUUUGGAUUAA
Messenger RNA from Kwoniella shivajii, 1551 nucleotides. Its product is annotated as tyrosine-tRNA ligase. The transcript is spliced from 7 exons. The record is from RefSeq and is a predicted model, not a curated record. Lineage: Eukaryota; Fungi; Basidiomycota; Tremellomycetes; Tremellales; Cryptococcaceae. Gene Ontology annotation, cellular component: mitochondrion; cytosol. The coding region runs from base 1 to 1551 and encodes 516 amino acids. Gene Ontology annotation, biological process: tyrosyl-tRNA aminoacylation. Gene Ontology annotation, molecular function: tyrosine-tRNA ligase activity; ATP binding; RNA binding.